AUGACAAGGAUACAUACAGGAAAAGUUGCUGACGAAACACUAGCAGUCGUUAUCGACAAUGGCUCGUACAGCAUCAAAGUGGGAUACGCCGGAGCAGAAAAACCGCAAUAUGUUUUUAGGUCAUUAGCGGCAUAUUCGGAUGGAACGGAACUAGUAGUUGGAAAUGAUUCUUUGAAACAUACUGAAACAAGAGGUAUAAUGACGCCAGUACAACAUGGAAUAGUACGGAAUUGGGCACUCGCCGAAAGGUUAUGGAUGCACGCGUUCCAAGAUCAACUGAAAACCUCACAAAGAGAACAUCCUAUACUGCUAACAGAACCCCCGCAAAAUCCAAAGUUACAUAGAGAAAGAUGCACGCAGUUGUUCUUCGAAGUAUUCGAUAUACCAGGGUUGUAUAUGGCGCCAACAUCACUACUCGCGCUGUAUGGAGCCUGUAGAACCACGGGAUUCGUAGUAGAUAUCGGAGAAGGCAUACCUCAUGCUGUACCGGUAUAUGAAGGAACCAUUGUACCACAUGCAAUCGAGAGACUGGAUGUAGGAGGUUAUGAUCUUACAUCCUUAGUCAUGGCCAAUAUAGAAGCCCUAGAUAGCACGGAAUAUUCAAGCAGAGCCACCGCAAACGAGAUAAAAGAAAAAUGCUGCAAAGUCGUCAUGAAUUAUGAACAAGAAAUCCAAAAAAUCGAUAAAAAAAAUACAACAUACACACUACCUGAUGGAAAUGUUGUCAAUAUCGGAAAAAUAUCCAUACAGUGUCCAGAAAGCAUACUCACACCAGAAGUAGGUGGAUUCAAGGCCCCCAAACUAGCAGAAGUUAUAUAUCGCGCUAUCAAAAAUUGCCAUCCAGAUAUGCACAAGAUACUAUUCAAUAACAUUGUCAUCACCGGUGGAAGCUCACUCUUCAGCGGACUACUGGAAAGGUGCGAAAAGGACAUAUUGAAAGUGGUCAACGGAAAUGCAACCAUCAAACUUAUAGAUGACGUCAAAAAUAGAGGAACCGCAGUAUGGACUGGAGGAUCAAUAGUAGCAUCACUGUCCACAUUCCAACACAUGUGGGUUACAAAGGCAGAAUAUGAAGAAUCAGGACCAACCGUUAUACAUAGAAAGUGUUUCUAA
This is a messenger RNA of Babesia sp. Xinjiang, 1113 nucleotides long. Its product is annotated as Actin-2. The record is from RefSeq and is a predicted model, not a curated record. Bases 1 to 1113 code for a protein of 370 amino acids. NCBI's taxonomy places the organism in Eukaryota, Apicomplexa, Aconoidasida, Piroplasmida, Babesiidae. The transcript has 3 exons.